AUGCAGGUUCCGCGGCAGAACCUGCCGCAUUUGCCGCAGUUCUUCUUGUCGGUAAGCAGCGAGGUGCAAGUGGCCGAGCAGCACAUGAAAUCGGUGGCGCAGUAUCGGUUGCAGCUGCCGCAAUGGUUUGGAUCCGACUUCAGGAAGGUGCAGAGACUGCAAGCAAAGAAAGGGAGGAAGAAAACAGUUAGAAGCCGGACAUUAUUGCCACCGCCGUUAGUGCUGCCACCGCUGUUGGUGUUGCCGCCCGAAGCGGAGCUGCCACCGCUGUUGGUAUUGCCGCCCGAAGCGGAGCUGCCGCCAGAGUUCGUGUCGCCGCCCGAAGCGGAGCUGCCGCCAGAAUUCGUGUUGCCGCCCGAAGCGGAGCUGCCGCCAGAGUUCGUGUUGCCGCCCGAAGCGGAGCUGCCGCCAGAGUUCGUGUUGCCGCCCGAAGCGGAGCUGCCGCCGGAGUUCGUGUUGCCGCCCGAAGCGGAGCUGCCGCCGGAGUUCGUGUUGCCGCCCGAAGCGGAGCUGCCGCCGGAGUUCGUGUUGCCGCCCGAAGCGGAGCUGCCGCCGGAGUUCGUGUUGCCGCCCGAAGCGGAGCUGCCGCCGGAGUUCGUGUUGCCGCCCGUAGCAGAGCUGCCGCCGGAGUUCGUGUUGCCGCCCGUAGCAGAGCUGCCGCCGGAGUUCGUGUUGCCGCCCGUAGCAGAGCUGCCGCCGGAGUUCGUGUUGCCACCCGUAGCAGAGCUGCCGCCGGAGUUCGUGUUGCCGCCCGUGGCAGAGCUGCCGCCGGAGUUCGUGUUGCCGCUUGACUUCGUGUUGCCGCCCGUAGCCGCGCUGCCGCCGGAGUUCGUGUUGCCGCCAGUAGUGGAGCUACCGCCGCCGCUGGCCGUGCUGCCUCCGGAAGCGGUGGUGCCGCCGCCGCCCGUGGCGGUGGUGCCGGUGGUCCUCGUACUGCCGGCGGAAGUGGUGCUGCUACCGCUACUGCCACCAGCAGCAAGAAUCCUCAUCCGCCGUAGGCGUGCAUUACCGCGUGACGAUCGGACAGCGAAUCGCUGCACAAUGACGGGAGGGAACAGAAGAAAGGAAGGGCGAGAGAAGGAGGCGAGAGAAGUCAGCUCGGAGCGAGGAAAAGGGUAA
Molecule: messenger RNA, 1119 nt
Organism: Closterium sp. NIES-65
Lineage: Eukaryota; Viridiplantae; Streptophyta; Zygnematophyceae; Desmidiales; Closteriaceae
Source: the annotation of a GenBank genome assembly